ACUUUUUUCACACUUGAUUCCGUUUGAGUUCAGUUUAGUAAUUUAUGCUACGUGGGUGGUUGUGUUGUGGAUUAUUCAGUUAUUCUUAUUUAUAUCCCAGCGUAAGAAACAAGUAAUAUACUAGUUGAUUAAUUCUUCUUAAAGUUUCAAAAAAACAUCAUCAUGUUGGACGUACUAGCCGAUGUACUGCAGCCGUACAAGGAGAUCGUAGGGACCAUCGCGGCCAUCGUAACGGUGGGCCAGAUGUUCUCCGGCUCCUUCAUCUGCUGGGACAUUUACAAGCAGGGCAACACCAGGGGCAUUGGGAUCAUGCCCUUCCUUGGAGGUGUCGUUAUGAGCGUCCUUAACUUGAAGUUCGGUUACAUACUUCGCGACGACAAGAUGAUCCAAGUGAACUUGUUUGGUUUGGCCUUGAAUAUCAUCUAUUGCUUGGUUUACUUCAAUUAUACUCAAGACAAGAUGAAGGUUUGGGCUCAGAUUGGUCUCGCAGGCGCCUUCUCUGCCGCCCUCAUCGCGUACGCACAAAUGGAAGACCCCAAGUUGGUUGAGAACAGAUUUGGAACUAUCAUCACUGCGUUCAUGUUCUACCUGAUCGCCUCACCCUUGUUCGGAUUGAGAGACAUAAUCAAGAACAAGAGCACGGAGGGCAUGCCGUUCCCCAUCAUCCUGUCGGGGUCCAUCGUCACCUUUAUGUGGCUGCUGUACGGCAUCAUACUCAGGAACAAGUUCCUACUCAUACAAAAUCUAGUCGCAGUAGUAUUGUGUGGAUCUCAACUGGCGUUGUUCGUGAUCUAUCCUUCGAAGCCGAAGCCAAGCAAAGAAAAGAAGCCUAAAGCAAAGAAAGCCGACUAAACCGAAUAGUUAGGACGAACCACAACGUUGCCUCUUUAGGAUGUAGGUAUGUGAUUUGGUCGGGUUAUCCUUAACUGUGCUUUUGCAAAGAUAAUACUGCUUAAAAUCGUAAAGAGCGUAUUCCUUUUUAAAAGGCCGGCAACGCAUCUCCUCUGGUGUUGCGGGUGUCCAUGGGCGGCACUUAUC
Molecule: messenger RNA, 1038 nt
Organism: Spodoptera litura
Lineage: Eukaryota; Metazoa; Arthropoda; Insecta; Lepidoptera; Noctuidae
Product: sugar transporter SWEET1
Biological process (GO): carbohydrate transport
Cellular component (GO): membrane
Molecular function (GO): sugar transmembrane transporter activity
Source: RefSeq, a predicted model, not a curated record